This is a messenger RNA of Kogia breviceps (pygmy sperm whale), 1392 nucleotides long. The record is from RefSeq and is a predicted model, not a curated record. NCBI's taxonomy places the organism in Eukaryota, Metazoa, Chordata, Mammalia, Artiodactyla, Physeteridae.
CAUUCUCAAUUCUAACCUUCGUCGACCUGCUGGAAGGGAGGUGGUAGGUGAGGAAAAGGACAUUUCCUUCAUCUGGGAUCGCAUCUUCAUCAGGACUGGUCUCUGCUGUUGUGCAGACAAAGCUCCAUUCAUGGUGCUUGGAGAAGGAACUACCAGGUACUGAUUCCAACGUGAGUUUCAUUCAUUCAUUUAUAAAUCUUACAAUUAUUUGUUGACUGUCUGCUCCCUGCCAGGCACUAGGCUGUUUACUGGAGAUGAGAAACACCUGCCUUCAGGUAGCUACUGUUUAGUGAAAGCACCAACAGGUGGGCUGCAGAAGGGAAACAUCUCCAGGACCGGAGAUCCCGAGUCACCCAAGAGAUGUGGGGUGCAUCACAACUGCCCAAGCUACAUCAUCGUGUGUAUUCCCAACACACGAAAACCUCAGUGUCGAUUAGGCCUUGAGAGGAACCAAGUCCAUCCCUUACUGUGUUACAUCUGAUGAUUGCAAGAAUUUUCCCCAGCCCAGCCUCAAGCUCCAUAAAUGUCGAGCCUCAUUUCUCUUCGCCACCCCGUCCUCCCGUGCCCUGGCAUGAUCGGAUGUCUUCACAUGGCACUGAGACCACAGGCCGGUGGUGGGAGAAGCAUCCCCGAGGCCGUUUCUCUACCAGAAUGUGUGUGGAUAAUGUGACUGUACACGGAGUGACUGCAGCCCGCCUAAAUCAGGGAGGAAAGCGAGGGGCAGCCGUGACCGACCGCACCUACAAAUUGUCUGCAAACACACGGCCACGGGCGCACCUUGCAGGGACACUCCUGGGCUGUGGAGGGAGUCGCCCUACGAGGGUCCGGAAGCAGAAGCUUGAGUCUACUUUUCCCCAAGAGCAGGAGGACACUUUGACGGUACAAAUCCGGGCUCCAGAGGCUCUUCCAGGAUUGGUCGCACGGUUGUCUGAUCUGCUUGGAGCUGCAGCAACCGCCAAGGCAGCCCACUCCUUUCUGGGACAAGGCUUAGUAGAAGGAACCAGAAGACCCGCCUUCCUCUCCCAGGCCUGCUGCUUGCUGGCCAUGCAACCUCCAGCAAGGGAGGCGGGAACCACGGCCCGGUUCCACAUCAGGAACCGAAGCUCGCGGGGCGGCCUGCCGGAGGCCACACGGACCAGGGCCCACGUGGAACCAAAGGUGGAGGAAGGGGAAUUCACUCUCUCUGUUGAGCUGGGACGUCCAGCUUCUCCUGCCCUCAGACAGUGCUUGUGGUUCUCCGGCCUUCGGACUUGGACUGAAUCACACCCCAGCUCUCCUGGGCCUCUCAGAUGGUGGGGCUUCUGACUUCUCAGCCUCCAUGAUCACCUUGCAGCAGGAGAGAAGAAGGAGAGAAAGGAAGACAAUGAGAAGGAAAUGAAAAACAGACCUGGG